This is a messenger RNA of Suillus subaureus, 1115 nucleotides long. Its product is annotated as ubiquitin-conjugating enzyme/RWD-like protein. The coding region runs from base 82 to 969 and encodes 295 amino acids. The transcript is spliced from 5 exons. The record is from RefSeq and is a predicted model, not a curated record. Gene Ontology annotation, cellular component: nucleus. Gene Ontology annotation, molecular function: ubiquitin conjugating enzyme activity. Lineage: Eukaryota; Fungi; Basidiomycota; Agaricomycetes; Boletales; Suillaceae. Gene Ontology annotation, biological process: protein polyubiquitination.
CACACGCGUGCCGAACCUGGUCGGCCCGUACAAGUACACUCAUUUCAGCUCACUUUCGAAACUUCUCUCCCACAAGCAAACAUGCCUCCAGCUCUCUCUAAUGCCAUGACUGUAAAGCGCAUCCACAGGGAGGUCGCAGAUGCCAAGAAAGAGGACCUAGGCUCCAUCACCCUCGCACCCUCCACCGACAACCUCUUUCGCUGGGCAGGUACCAUCCCUGGACCCCAAGGGAGCCCAUAUGAAGGCGGCGUAUUCAACAUUAAUAUUCAGCUGGCAAACGACUAUCCUUUCUCGGCACCAAAGGUUACCUUUGUAACCCGGAUAUACCACAUGAAUAUAUCGGACAAGGGCAACAUAUGCAUUGAUAUUCUCAAACAGAACUGGUCACCUGCGUUGUCACUCUUCAAGGUCAUGCUCUCCCUCUCAUCCCUUCUUACCGACCCUAAUCCGCAAGAUCCUCUCGUCCCCUCGAUCGCAACUGAAUAUAUCCGGAAUCGGGUACAGCACGACCGCACAGCCCGGAGGUGGACAGAGCUGUAUGCCCGAUCACCCGCAUCUAUGCCUGCACCGACUCUACCCAUUGCAUCCACGUCCACGUUCUCCGUCCGUGUCCCCGCAUCCACAUCUACAUCCACGCCCACAACCUCAACAUCUGUAACUCAAACUUCUAAGGGUAAAUCUCGUGCCUCAACCAAUCAACCUGCGCGUGGCUCGGGCUCGUCGAAUGUUCUUGCCGAGACAAUUGAUAUUUCUGACUCCGAUGACGAGUUGUCGCGACUACCGCCCACGCGCAAACGUCCACGCGACCUUUCCAAUGAAGUGGAUAUCGAUCUUGUGGAGGUAGAGCAGCGUGUAACCAGACGCCGGCGCGCAGGUGGCGGUGGGAGUGUGGUUCCGAGUGUCUCUAGAGGCUCCGGAGGAAGUGGGAGUAUCGUAAGAGCUGGGGAAGUGAUUAUCAUUGAUGAUUAGUACGGUGUAUGAGGGCUCUUUGAAUCACACAAUCGGAACACCGCCUAUCACAACUAUAUGAAUCCACUUCAAAAUAAUUUUACCACAUAAAAGGACAUCAGUAAUAACAUUCCCUAGACCUUUUUAAGGGUACAGGUUUGGUUUCA